Molecule: messenger RNA, 1915 nt
Organism: Photinus pyralis (common eastern firefly)
Lineage: Eukaryota; Metazoa; Arthropoda; Insecta; Coleoptera; Lampyridae
Product: ubiquitin-conjugating enzyme E2Q-like protein 1
Exons: 1
Coding region: 47-814 (255 amino acids)
Biological process (GO): ubiquitin-dependent protein catabolic process; protein polyubiquitination
Molecular function (GO): ubiquitin conjugating enzyme activity
Source: RefSeq, a predicted model, not a curated record
AUUGCGUUUCAAGCACCUUACAUGAAAAGAAACUAAAUAGUCCUUUAUGCAAGCCAACAAAAUGACCUCGCGAUCAAAGGAAAAGGUGACGUCAAUGUUCCGACGGAUAUUUGGUUCAUCAAACAAAGAUGGGGAGGGACCAAGCAAAGCGAGCGGCUCGGCAAGUGGAUCUCCAGCCCGACGACUUCUGAGGGGAUGCCGCGACACCGUUUCUCCGGCGGCCGGACCGGUUGGAAGUCCAGGUUUCGCAUCCAGAAAGAACAGCAAGAAAACCUCCGAAACACCUCCUUCCAGUAAAAAUGUUCGCAGCAGACGACUUAUGAAAGAGUUCAAGGAUCUUCAGCGAUUGCAAAACUCACGUUCCGACCCCGUCUUCACAGUGGAAUUAGUUGAGGAUAACUUGUACGAAUGGCACGUGAAGUUACACACAAUCGAUCCCGAAAGUGACUUAGGGGGCGACAUGAAAGAAUUCGGUGUUACAUAUAUAUUGCUACAUUUAAUUUUUCCGGAAAAUUUUCCUUUUGCUCCUCCGUUUAUGCGAGUGAUUUCCCCGCGAAUAGAGAAAGGGUUCGUUAUGGAAGGUGGCGCGAUUUGUAUGGAACUUUUGACUCCUAGAGGGUGGGCGAGCGCUUACACCGUCGAGGCGGUCAUAAUGCAGUUUGCCGCAAGUGUGGUCAAAGGACAAGGGCGUGUGCAAAGAAAAACAAAAGGCCAAAAGGUAUUUAACAGACGAACGGCCGAAGAAAGCUUUCGGUCCCUAGUAAAGACUCACGAAAAGUACGGGUGGGUUACACCAUCCUUGGCGGAUGGUUGAGCGCUCCAAUUCUAGAAAAAAACUUUAUUCAUGUUACGAUUGUUUGUAUAUUCAAAGAUAUUUAUUACCAUACGUUUUUUAGCAAAAGGCUUUGAUCUAUGUGCACGAUCUGAGUCUUUUAAUUAAAAACUCGUUAAAUGUUAUUGAAUGUUUAGAUGGUGGGAAUGUUAAAUGUUGUUUCAAUGGUGUACACAAUAAUUUUUGAUAUUAAUGUUGCCAAUUAAUUAAGACUCUUGGUGGCAAAGGCGUUCUGCAAAACAGGGUGAACAAGUCAGAUUUUUUUUAUACUCGGUAAUGAUCAUAUUCUUUCUUGUCUUCCUGAAUAAUAUUCCGUCCUUUGGUGCUCAAUUAGAGAGUAGUAAUUUUAACCAUAACUACUAGACGAUGACAAUUUCUAUUACUGCUCUGCACAAAGACGUUUAGCUCAAGGAACACAUUUGCCAUCAAGACUUGAUAUUUUCAAAUCGCCGCGGACUAUAUGAAAGUAUCCCCUUAGUGACCACAAGUUAUUUCUUUUAUAUCCCUUUAGUUAAGAGUUUUGUGAUAAAUCAUAAAAGCGCAGUCUUUGGCGGCUUAUUUAGUAUACGUAGACGUAGCUAGAAAAAUUAAAAAAUUUCCGAUGCCGUUCAAAAGAUAAUAAUGAAAAAUUAAGCGUUGUUUGGAGCUUAUUCAAUCAAAUCAGUGAUUAAAUGCUGAGAGUUUAUACAAUGUGUUCGUUUAUUAAGUGACUCACGAGUAAAUAUAGAAUUUUAUAUGACAAUUUAGUAUUAUAAUUUUAGGAAUGAUUUUAAUGUAAACUAUCGUAAAUAAGACUGUUAUUUGUAAGUAAACACGUUUUGUUCAUUUCUGUUUGUUGUGGUGCGUUUGGUUUCUUUAACACAACCUAAGCGUCACACCACAUAGAAAACGAUGUCGAUUCACAGGUGACACUUUUUUUAAGUUUAGCAAUUAGGCAGGUCGUUUAGAGGCGCAUGUUCUUAAUUACAUUUACGUAUUUUGUCUUCCAUUGUUGAUUUAAGUUGGAUUUUAAUGACAGUUGUGUACAUAUACUUAUAAUUCAUUAGUCAAAAUAUUCUUGUGAAUAAUAAAUGUGUUACGUUA